Molecule: messenger RNA, 891 nt
Organism: Musca domestica (house fly)
Lineage: Eukaryota; Metazoa; Arthropoda; Insecta; Diptera; Muscidae
Gene: Ssu72
Product: RNA polymerase II subunit A C-terminal domain phosphatase SSU72
Exons: 3
Coding region: 104-691 (195 amino acids)
Biological process (GO): termination of RNA polymerase II transcription
Cellular component (GO): mRNA cleavage and polyadenylation specificity factor complex; nucleus
Molecular function (GO): RNA polymerase II CTD heptapeptide repeat phosphatase activity
Source: RefSeq, a predicted model, not a curated record
GUACAAUCGAUUGUUUACCAUACCUAACAUCGUUCAUACAAUUAUCAUCGUCUUCUAGAAGUUAAGAAAUUUUCUCAACGUAAAUUUAAUAAAAUAACUGACAAUGUCUAUAAAUAGCAAUUUGUCCAUUGCUGUUGUUUGUUCCUCGAACAUGAAUCGUUCCAUGGAGGCACAUAAUUUCCUGGCCAAAAAGGGUUUCUAUGUUCGUUCGUUUGGCACUGGAAACAAUGUCAAAUUACCAGGCAUGUCUUUUGACAAACCAAAUGUUUAUGAAUUCGGAACGAGCUAUGAUUACAUCUACAAUGAUCUGUGUAAUAAAGAUAAGCAAUACUACACACAGAAUGGCUUGCUGCACAUGUUAGAUCGCAAUCGACGCAUUAAGAAAUGUCCAGAAAAGUUUCAAGAGACCAAGGAACAGUUUGAUAUUAUUGUGACGGUAGAGGAACGUGUUUACGAUCAGGUGUUGGAACACAUGGAGUCACGCGACGUGACCGACAAUCGUCCUGUACAUAUAUUCAAUGUGGACAUAGAAGAUAAUCACGAGGAGGCACUUAUGGGUGCUUUUCUAAUAACGGACAUGAUAACUAUGAUGUCUAAAUCCAGUGACUUAGAUAAUGAUAUCGAUGAACUACUGCAGGAAUUCGAAUCGAGGCGCAAUAAAACUGUACUACAUUCGGUACUAUUCUACUGACUGAUAGCAUUGUUUCAACUGAUCUCUUUAUGAUAAAAUUUGAGACAAUUCUAUUACUAAUGCCAUCACUACCUAAAUACACAUACAUUUAUACAUACAUACAGAAAAGAGGACACGUUAAACUAAACAAAAAACUAGAAAAGAAGAAAAAAAAAUAAAAUGAUAUGUUCAUAAGAAACAAAAGCAGAUAACAAAACAGA